CUCGCGAGACUUGGCGAAGAUUCUGCGAGAGUAGGGCUUACCUUGGCGCCUGGCCUCCGCGCGUUGGAGGGUUAUUGUUCCCUCGCGCUGGCCGUGCGGGCUGCCCCCGCUGCGGCGCUGGCGGCGCGGGCUGCCCCCGUUGUGGCGCUGGCUCCUGGGUUGGGGACACCUGGAGGGCCGAAGCGUAACCGAGACCCGUGGCUGGCCCACCGCCUCGGAGCUCGUGUCCUUUUCCUGUUUCCGUAGUGAGGGGCUUGACGCCGCCGGGCGUGGACGUCACGCAACAGUGUCGCGCGAGCGCGCGGCCGCAGAGCCCGAGGGCCGCGCGGGUGUCCGCGGCGACGCUGCGGAACCGUCUGCGGCCCGGCGGGAGCCCAGCAUCCUUCGGGGUGCUGAGCUGCCGCCGCCUGGGACUCGCAGAUACCGGGUCACACGUGGGCAUGAGCUCAGACCGCGCGCGGGCCCCUAGUUCUCGAGCUGAUUUCUACCUACCGAGUGUCUAUGUAAAACUAUGUGGGUGAGCCGAUGGUGAAGCUAUGACCGCCCUUUGUCCUUUAAAAACGAAAUAAAAUGGUAGAGCCAGAGGAAAGGGAAGAGUUAAUCAUGGAGGAGGAGGGACGCAGCUCAGUCCUUUGCCUAGAGGCCGCUGGGAAAGUGACGUCCUGUAGCAUUUGCUGUUCUAGAAAGUACGGAGACACGUAGUGAAAUGGGAGGGUCCAGAGGGAGGCCGGCUCUCUGUGGUGUCUAUUUAUCCGUAAGUGAGCUGCUGGGGAAGGAAUUGAAUAGAGACGCUGCCUGCUGCCUCCGGACAGCUGAGUCGGCUCGCGGAUUGCGUUAACUUCUAAGAUAGCCGGCUUGUUUUAUUUUCCCAGAGUCAUUGUCUUGCUAAGACUGGGGACACUCUUUUCUUUUACAAAGGGAAAGCUAAGUUCAUUUCAAGGCAUUCGAAAUGGGAAAGGACUAUUAUUGCAUUUUGGGAAUUGAAAAAGGAGCUACAGAUGAAGAUAUCAAAAAGGCUUACCGAAAACAAGCCCUCAAAUUUCAUCCGGACAAGAAUAAAUCCCCUCAAGCAGAGGAAAAAUUUAAAGAGGUCGCAGAAGCGUAUGAAGUACUGAGUGAUCCUAAAAAGAGGGAGAUCUAUGAUCAGUUUGGGGAAGAAGGGUUGAAAGGAGGAGCAGGAGGCACCGAUGGACAGGGAGGCACCUUCAGGUAUACCUUCCAUGGUGACCCUCAUGCCACAUUUGCAGCCUUUUUUGGGGGUUCCAAUCCCUUUGAAAUCUUCUUUGGAAGACGGAUGGGUGGAGGUCGAGAUUCUGAAGAAAUGGAAAUAGAUGGAGAUCCCUUCAGUGCCUUUGGAUUCAGCAUGAACGGUUAUCCAAGAGACAGGAAUUCUGUGGGACCCUCCCGUCUCAAACAAGACCCUCCCGUUAUCCAUGAACUUAGAGUGUCGCUUGAAGAGAUCUAUAGCGGCUGCACCAAGCGGAUGAAGAUUUCUCGGAAAAGAUUAAACCCUGACGGAAGGAGUUAUAGAUCCGAGGACAAAAUUCUCACCAUUGAGAUUAAAAAGGGGUGGAAAGAAGGCACCAAAAUUACUUUCCCGAGGGAAGGUGACGAAACACCAAAUAGUAUCCCAGCGGACAUUGUUUUUAUUAUUAAAGACAAAGAGCAUCCCAAAUUUAAAAGAGAUGGAUCAAAUAUAGUCUAUACCGCUAAAAUCAGUUUACGGGAGGCAUUGUGUGGCUGCUCAAUUAAUGUGCCAACGAUGGAUGGAAGAAACAUACCUAUGUCAAUCAGUGAUAUUGUGAAACCUGGGAUGAGGAGAAGAAUUAUUGGAUAUGGGCUGCCGUUUCCAAAAAACCCUGACCAACGUGGUGACCUGCUAAUAGAGUUUGAUGUGUCCUUCCCAGAUGCCAUAUCUUCAUCAUCCAAAGAGAUCCUUAGGAAGCAUCUCCCUGCCUCAUAGAAUGAGAAGAACCUUGCUACCCGUAUUUUGAUAAGACACUGAAAAUAUAAAAGGAAUGGCAGUGGACUGAUGUGACUUCUGUAUAAAGAUGUGUAAACUCUUCUGAGGGUUCAUUAAAUUGCAUGGAUAGAGACAGGUCAAAUAGGCAAAGUGGAUUUUUAUAGCAGAGCUGAAGAAAAAACCUCACUCACUGUAUUGUAUUUCAUUUCUCUCAAAUCAGAAACUUUUAGUAUUUCAUUUAUAAGUGACAGCUGGUUUUGUGGCCAGUAGCUAUACUUCUAGUAAAGUACUAGAUCACCCAAGUACUUUAUUGUGUGUGUCUUUAAAUGAGCAAUGUGAUAGACUCCCUUAGUAGAAAUUACAAUCCCUACCUGGACAUAAUAUGUGGAGGAGAAUACAAGUCGAAGUCACGUGGAAAUGCCGUCUAGGUCACCUUCAGAAUGCUCUUUUGGGCUGGUACCAGUGAAAGGAUGCACUGAUGCAUAUGCUUUACCAUUGCAACUUCUCAAGGAUGCUGUUGCGUUUCUUAAGAGCAUGGUUGUAAUGUUCUUAAAGCAGCCCUUUUCAUAAAAAGAAAAUGAGUGACAGUUCACCUCCUGGGAACCCCGUAGCCCGAGUUACUGAUGUUGUAGCAGCAGACCGUUUUUUAAUGACCACCUGUACUUUUAUGCAAGCUUGACUAAAUAUCUUGAACUGAAUACAAUACGCUCAUUUUGAUGUUCAUUAGAUUACGAUGAUUGUUUAAUAACAUUUGUUUUUAGAGAAAAUACUGUUACUUGGCAUUAAUUUUCCAUUUACAGUCUCUGCUAUAUACCUUACAUAAUUUCCCGAAGAACAGUGAGCUGCCACUGUAGGGUUAAACAGAAUAUGGACAGAAUAGGCGCUGCUGCUCCUCACGGGUCAUGUUGCUACUAGUUGUUAUGCAUAUAAAUAUCUUACUUUUUCUUGUAUAUAGAUUGUGUUUCUUAGGUGUUUUAAUUUUUUAAAUAUAUUUACAUUUAAAAAUUAUUCUGUCUUCUGUUUUAUGUCUAUCAAAAGUGAUGUGAUGAGUUAAUUUUUUUUUUCUUGUAAAACAACUUUCAGAAUGUUACAUAAACAUAUAUGGUAUACUGGGCCCUAUAACCUUUUCAGUAGAAUGUAAAGUGAUUUAGAAAUUCGGUGUAAGCGUAAGAAGCAUAUACCUUGAAAUCUUGUGGUGUUAUUGAAAUAGAGUUCUCAUAGGAUAAAAUUCAUGCUAACCUUCCUCCCUGUUUUGUUGGUGCUGGUGACCGAAUGCAGAACCUCCUGCACGGAGUGCCUCUGACAUGGAACUGUGCCAUCACCGCCAUCUGAUUCCCACGAAAAGCCUGUGCCUCUCCCCGUUCUUCCCCCUCAGCUCCUGGAACACUAAUCUGCUUUCCGUGAUGGAUCUUUCUGUCCUAAGUAUGUCAUAUAAGCAGACUCAAUCAACAUGUGGCUCUUUCAUGUGACUUCAUUCACUUAACACAACAUUGUUUUCAAGGUCCACUCUGCCCUCUGUCACUGUGUCCCUUUUCAUGGCAGAUCAUGUACUUGGGUGGAAUACCAUUUGUUUACCUCUCCAUUGGUAUUUUAGACAUUUGGGUUAUAUCUAUUCAGUGGCUUGUAUGAAUAAUGAUUCUAUGAACAUCUGUGAGCAAAUAUUUGUAUGGGCAGAACUGACUACAUUCUCUGGGGUACAUACUCGAGAGUAGAAUUGUUGAAAAUAGUUACAUACAUUAAUUGCAAAUGGAAAAUUAAAGAAUGCCAGAGAGUUGAGGUAAUCAGUGUCUCUAUGAACAGCAUGGAAAUUCUCUUACAAAUGUAAAGAGCUAAAGUCUUGGGGUAAUGGUUGUAGUUCACAUUCUAAACCCACAAUAUUUAACUAUUGGGUUGAUUGUGUUUAUUUUGUCUGUUGUGAGGUAGGGUCUUGUUGUGUAGCCCUGGCUGAUGUGGUACUCCUGUGAGGCUCGGCUGGUUUAAAGUUUAUGACAGUCUUUCUUCCUGCCUCACAGAGUGCUGGAAUGACAGGCAUGCACUGCUCACAUAUCUGCCUUGAACCAACAGUUAUUACAAUCUUAUUGAGUAAACGUUUUCUCCAAGGAAAAUAGUUUAUAAACACGAGCAAUCUUUCAGGGAAAUGUUUUUUAGUAGACAGUUAUUCCAGUAGUAAAAUAAUGUACAUAGCUAUUGGGUUUGGGGGUGUGAUUCAAUGGUAGAAUAAAAACAUAAUGCUUCAGAAUGUAAUAAGUGCCCAAUUUCUAUUUGUUAAAUGUUGAAUUAAUAGUAAUAGUAAAGUGUUAAUUUUUUCUGAUUUAAA
This is a messenger RNA of Onychomys torridus (southern grasshopper mouse), 4280 nucleotides long. It is a transcript of the gene Dnajb4, whose product is annotated as DnaJ heat shock protein family (Hsp40) member B4. Lineage: Eukaryota; Metazoa; Chordata; Mammalia; Rodentia; Cricetidae. Gene Ontology annotation, molecular function: protein-folding chaperone binding. The transcript has 4 exons. The record is from RefSeq and is a predicted model, not a curated record. Bases 950 to 1963 code for a protein of 337 amino acids. Gene Ontology annotation, cellular component: cytosol.